Molecule: messenger RNA, 2742 nt
Organism: Podarcis raffonei (Aeolian wall lizard)
Lineage: Eukaryota; Metazoa; Chordata; Lepidosauria; Squamata; Lacertidae
Gene: GPR146
Product: G protein-coupled receptor 146
Exons: 3
Coding region: 917-1918 (333 amino acids)
Biological process (GO): G protein-coupled receptor signaling pathway
Cellular component (GO): membrane
Molecular function (GO): G protein-coupled receptor activity
Source: RefSeq, a predicted model, not a curated record
CUGGAGAAGGAAACAAGAACGCAGUCUCCGCCAAUGAAAGGAGAAGAAGUACCACAGAGUGUAGGCAGGUUGCCAAGUGAGCUCGGCAGCGUGACGGAGCUGCAUUGAGUUUCUUUAAUGAAAGCCAGGAAAGAACACAUUACACAGUGUUUCUUCAGAGAGCUAAGCUAGCCUCCAGUGAUUGAAAUCAAUAAAAACAGUCGGCAAGGGGCCCAAGUGGGGGGAGAACCAAAUCUACACUUCAGGACUCAGUUUGCUUUCCAGUUUCCCCCCUUCCUUCAGAAGUUAAACUUUGAAAAACUAUAUGCUACUCCUUGCAGGACUCUAAAGGUUUUUAAAAAAUUAUUUUUGGUCCAGGGGCUUGGCGAGUGGACAGCCGCUUUAAGCUUCCUUCCAACUCACCCCCUCCAUUCUCUUUUACAGCGUGGGCAGCAAUGAAAGGAUUGUUUUGAACGUGAAACCUGCUGAGAAGGACACCUCCGGACAAGUGCCUGAUCUUACGACUUGGGGUGGGGGUGGGGGGCAGAGAGGAUGAAGCCUGUAACAGAAAAACGUGUGAAGAAAUGAAAGAGGAAGUAAAACAUGGAAUUUUGUUCAGAAGAAAGCUCUCUGUCUGGAUAGCAUGUCAGCUGCUGUUGUGGUGAAUUCUGAAGCUGCUGAAGAGACAGCCUUGAAGGGGGGUGAUUCCACACUAAAGCAGAAAAACCUGAGAAUUCAUGGUCAGUUAAGAGUUCAGGAUCAAUCUCAGAAAUGAGACACUGGAGCUUUUGCUGAACUUACUCUGAGAAAGUUCCAAUUUGAGGAGCAAAAUGUUUCUGCCUGCUGUCAAGAAGCCUACAUACUUCACUCUGAGGCAAGGUAGUGCAUACCAGGAAAGCUGGUGACCAGCCGAGAAGACAUACACGUUAAGGUCACUAUGUGGAACUGCGAAUCUUUCAAUGGUACCAAAAGCAUAGAGGACCAGCAUCUUUGCCAUGAUUUCCAUCUUGUACUUUCCAUUUUUUCAUUGCUCUACCUCAUCAUCUGUUUCCCAAUUGGCCUGUGUUAUAAUGCCCUACUGGUGCUAGUCAACCUAUACAACAAAGCAACUAUGACCAUGCCAGAUGUUUACUUUGUCAAUAUUGCAAUUGCUGGCCUCAUCAUCAAUGCUAUUGCACCAAUGUACCUUCUAGGACCUGCCAGUACAAAAUGGGCCAUCUGGAGUUUCAACAAUGAAGUCUACAUUACCUUGCUUAUCUUGUUCAAUGUAUCAUCUCUGGUUAUCAUGUAUUCUACCACACUGCUCAGCCUGGACUACUACAUUGAACGUGCUUUGCCAAGAACUUACAUGUCUAGUGUAUACAACACAAAGCAUGUAUGUGGAUUUAUUUGGGGAGGAGCUAUGCUUACCAGCUUUUCAUCUCUUCUGUUUUAUGUCUGCAACCAUGUCUCCACUAAAAUAAUAGAAUGUUCCAAAAUGCAGAACAAAGAAGCAGCAGAUGCCAUCAUGGUUUUUAUUGGAUACGUCGUACCAGCCAUUGCUGUGCUGUAUGCGCUUGUGUUAAUUCUGCGAAUACGCAAAGAGGCAACACCGCUGGACCAAGACACUGGAAGAUUAGAUCCAUCAGUACACAGGCUUUUGAUUGCUACUGUUUGUACACAGUUCACAUUAUGGACACCUUAUUAUGUAACUCUUCUAGUAAACACAUUAACUAGUAUGCAAGGAAAAGUCACGGAUGAAAAUUACACUAGAGUAUUACAUUUUACCAAGGGACUGUCAAAAUUCUUGGCUUUUUCAAGCAGUUUUGUCAUGCCUCUACUUUACCGAUACAUCAACAAAAACUUUCCAAUCAAAUUGCGAAGGCUGCUUAAAAAACUGCACUGUGGAAAUCAAGGAUGCUCUCAUGAACGCACGGUUGUUCAACAAGUUAUAACGUAGGUAUGAAUGAAUGCCAGUGGGCCAGAACCUAGUUUGGAAAGCUUGUUCUCUUAUUCUCCAAGUUUCUCUUUUGUGCAGGUCACCUAGCAAGGAUGAUAGGAAAGGGGGUUUACACUGUAAAUCAGGAGCUCUCAGUUUUAAACUAUACAGGUAAUGAAGAUGGUUAGAAAAUUGUUCAGAUUCCAUCUGCAGGUUACCCUUUGAUUUCUGAGAUUUCAAUGCACUGAUUCAGUUACACUAUAUGAGCUUUGUUCUGAGAAUUCUGCCUGGAGAAAAUCACUAGAGGGCCAAAAAGCUUUGACUGAACACCUAGCACUUUGUAAUCUUCUAGAGCUAAACAGAUAUGGUAUUUUUUAUGUUCCAUAUAAAAUAACAUGAUUUUUAAUUUUACAAAGUGGUUUUAUUUCAAGAUGAGGAGAGUACCUUUUCAUUGAGAUACUCUCCACUAAUGAUCAUACUGGUCCAAUUGUGUAGCACUCUAAACAAUGAAGUAUCAAGGAUAAAAUUACUUUAGUAUUUAAUUAUAUUUUCUUGCUUAUUUUGCAAAAUCAUAUUGUAAAAGGAGGGUCUAUUUGCAAUUCUAAAACAGAUUAUUUGCAAAUUAAUAUUUGUUUUAAUGUAUCUUUAAUUAUUCAUGUUUUCCUACAUUUAGCAAUGCAUCAAAAGAAGCAUUUAUAUGUUUUUCUUACUUUGUAUCACAAAAACAUUUCAAUCAGUCAGAAGUAGCCACUUUUAGAAAAAGUUAGAAAAACAAAAAUAUUGCUUUACCUAAUAAAAUGAAGGACAAAUUUAAUAUGAAAAAAUUAAAAAGCACAUGGGUUAAA